Molecule: messenger RNA, 1863 nt
Organism: Microsporum canis CBS 113480
Lineage: Eukaryota; Fungi; Ascomycota; Eurotiomycetes; Onygenales; Arthrodermataceae
Exons: 1
Coding region: 1-1863 (620 amino acids)
Source: RefSeq, a predicted model, not a curated record
AUGGCUCAGUCGCCCUCGACCGCUGGUUCAACAGAUCCACCAGUAUCACCCCCUCCUUACGUCAAUGGAGUCUCGCAAACGCCGUCUGUAGCCCCUUCUAUAGCUCAUUCUGUAGCUCCUAACGGUUGUGACUCUGGAAAUCAAAGCGAGGUGGCUGAAUCAACAGUUAGAACCACCGAGCUGAGCAAUGAAGAGGAUGUCUCUCGCUGCUCUAGCCGUGUGGAUGGCUAUAAAGCCGUGUCUGAGGAGAGAACAAAUGGAAUCGAAAAUAUAGACAUGGAGACGGAAAAGAUGCCUGGGAUUCCUGAGAUCUUGGAGAUGUUGGCCGCCAUGGAACAGAAAUUUCAACAGAUGGAAACUAGGGUGGACCAGCUAGUACCAUUGUCCAUUGAUCCACCGACACCGUCGCAAUCUCUUCCAUUUGACUCUAGCCCCAAGUCCUCUGAUCGCAGUAUCAAUGGUGAAGUGUCUGUUGAGGACACCAUCACUGCUUUCCGAGCCCGCGCGAGCUUGAUGGCUCGUGGUAAAGUCCUGCAUAUGGCAAAGAAAUUUCCGGACUGGAAAGAACGCGUUUUCGAACAGGCUGAAGCGGUGACCUGCCUAUCAAUUCUAGAAGACAGAGAGGAAACCUGCCCGCCAGACUCGCCUACUCACCCAAAGCUGUGGAAAGUCCAAAAUGAUUGGCUAUAUGACUAUAUGUUUGAGUCUAUUGGCCCACAGUUCAAAGAGGAAAUCAUCGAGCCGCCAAACCGUUCAGCCUAUCUUCUCUGGAGGCAGAUAGAAUCAUAUUGCAGCUUAGUGAACGAAGAUGACCGCCGAUAUCUCAUUCAGAAGCUCAUGACCAUCAACGCCAAGAAUGACAUUGAGUAUAUCUCAACGUUCCACAGGUACUACUCCAGAAUAAGGAAAUUGGGUUUUACUAUACCAGAUUGGUUGGCCCAGGAUCUGCUUUGUCUACGAGUCUCUGAGAGGGCGAGGGGGAUGAUUCAAAGCGAGAUUGAUGCUGCCCGCAAUUCAACGGAUGGGCCGUUAACACUGGAGACCGAUAAGAUGGUAGCCCGGGUCCUCAACCCAGCCUUAUCCCGGGACAUGAGUGAAGAACAACCGCAGCCGGAGGUGACUCCAUCCAUAAAUUCUUCGACUGCCAAUGGACCUUAUUCCACAGGCUCGAAACCUGACAGUGUCCAUGCCUUGAACCAUCACACUGACACCGUUGAUGAAAACGGCAAGACCUGUUGUGGAUAUUGUUCAAUGCUCCAUCAUACAGAGGAUGGAUGUUUUUACAAGUACCCCGAGAGAACCAGCGUUGCAUGGCAGAAAGCGCACAAGAGUGGCAUUGAGUUCUUUAGGAAGAAAGCCGAAGGCCGCGAGAAGCAGCAUCAGAAAAAGCAGCAUCCGAUAGCCCAGCUUGCUAAAAAGGUACACAUUGCAUCAAAACUUCAGCCAGACAGCCAGCCUGAAUUGAGAUCGAAAUAUGAAUCCAAACCUGAACCCAAGCCUGAGCCAAAAACCGAAUCAAAGACUGAAUCCAGGCAAGAAGUUCAACCUGAGGUGCACAUUUCACCACAGGCCAAGAGCCAAGCAUCACACAAGGAAAAAUUCUCAUGCAAUUAUUGUGGUCAGAAAGGCCACUCACCUAGCGGGUGCCUCUUCCAAUUCCCCGAACUGGCGCCAGCCGAUUGGCGCCUGAAAAAUAAGCACCUCAUCGAGUUCCAUGCCCGAAAAGAUAAACUGCGAAAAAGGAAACUAGAGCGCCUCAAAUCCAAGCAGCCAUUAGAGGAGAAUAGACCGGAAACCGCUGUACCUGUUCCUGGGACUUCUCGCCCUGGAUCUCCCGAAAACCUCUUGAUCCUGGAUCUGUGA